Molecule: messenger RNA, 796 nt
Organism: Trichoplax adhaerens
Lineage: Eukaryota; Metazoa; Placozoa; Uniplacotomia; Trichoplacea; Trichoplacidae
Exons: 1
Source: RefSeq, a predicted model, not a curated record
AUGAUAACAGCUGCAAUACUUCUUACUGGCCCAAUAGGAGGAGCAAUAACAUUUGCUUGUAUAGCAGCUAACACCGUAAUUCAAGCAAGAGGCUUAUCAAAGCUUAAAAAUAUUCAAAGCGAGAAUAUUUUAUUAUCAAAAACAUUAGAAAUUGAAAAUGAAAAAGGCAAGUUGUUAGAAGAUAGUAUUGGAAAGUCAUUGGAAUCAAUUUUAUUAGAAAAUCAUGAGUUGAAUUUAGGUUUAAAUUCUUCAGAAGCACAUCAAAACAAUCAAAGAAAAAUAUCAAAUAAAGUAGCAUUAAAAAAACAACUGCAAACUCACGGACUAGAAUAUUUAACUAUGGGAGGAAUGUCUACAGGUUUUUUCUUAGGUGCUAUAGAACCUGCUUCACUCGCCAUAGGUUUGACCACAAUGCUGCUUAGAACUGCUGUUGAUCAUAAAAAACAAAAGGCAUUUGAAAGUGAAAAAAAUGUUUUACUUGAACAAAAUGAAAAAUUAUCUAAUGCUCUUGGCAUAGAUUAUCAAUAUGGAAAAAGUAUAGAACAAUUAAAAGAGACAUUUUUAAAUUCUUAUUUAGAAAAAGAAGCAAUAAAAGUUGUAAAAGAAAAAAUAAUAUCUGGGGAACUAGAUAUAUCAAACAAAAAAUCAAUUCAAAUUGCGUUUGCUGAAGCAAAAGAAAAUGUGAAAGAAAAUUUACCUCAAGAAAUGAAAUCAUUUACUCAGAAACAAUCUUUAAAAGAUAAAACAAUAGAUUUUUUUUCAAAUGUCAAAAAUGUAGUUACGCAUGGAUUUUCAA